Molecule: messenger RNA, 5103 nt
Organism: Jaculus jaculus (lesser Egyptian jerboa)
Lineage: Eukaryota; Metazoa; Chordata; Mammalia; Rodentia; Dipodidae
Product: nesprin-1-like
Exons: 33
Coding region: 402-4868 (1488 amino acids)
Biological process (GO): nuclear migration
Cellular component (GO): cytoplasm; nuclear outer membrane; meiotic nuclear membrane microtubule tethering complex
Molecular function (GO): actin filament binding
Source: RefSeq, a predicted model, not a curated record
UGUGUGAGUGUGCGUGUGUGCGCGUGCGUGCGUGUGACACACUCCUGGAGAAGGCGAUCAGGAGGUCGCGGAGCCUCCGCGCAUCUCGUACGUGGAUUUUGCUGUGAACACUCCUGUCUCGUUCUUGAGUUUCUGUAAGAGGGCUGUAUGAAAACAGAAGAAAAAGAAGUCUAGUUAUUGGGAAUGCUGUCCCCUUACUGACCAAGUCUACUCACCAAGAAUGCCAUCUCCUCGCUGUCCAAGUUCAGUCACUGGGAAUGCUCUCUCCUCACUGACCACCAUGAGUGCCGGGGAUCCUCCUGUGGCUCGACAGGUGUAGACAAGCCUGCAUUCGAUUUGUGGAGCAGCUUAGGCAUUGGGGGGCAUCUCUCGGUGUUGGCUUCGUGCUACAGGGGAGGAUAAUGGCAACCUCCAGAGCAGCCUCACGGUCCUCUCGAGACAUCACCAAUGUGAUGCAGAGGCUACAAGAUGAACAAGAGAUCGUACAGAAACGCACUUUCACAAAAUGGAUCAACUCCCAUCUGGCCAAGAGGAAACCCCCCAUGGUGGUGGAUGAUCUUUUUGAAGACAUGAAAGAUGGUAUCAAGCUGCUUGCUUUACUGGAGGUCCUGUCUGGGCAGAAACUGCCUUGUGAGCAAGGACGCCGCGUGAAGCGCAUCCACGCUGUGGCCAACAUCGGCACAGCCCUCAAGUUCCUUGAAGGAAGGAAGUCCGUGUACAGAGGAUCUCCGAUUAAAUUAGUCAACAUCAACUCCACUGAUAUAGCUGAUGGCCGGCCGUCAAUUGUUCUUGGGCUCAUAUGGACCAUUAUUCUGUACUUCCAGAUCGAAGAGCUGACCAGCAACCUGCCCCAGCUUCAGUCUUUGUCCAGCAGUGCAUCCUCUGUGGACAGCACAGUCAGCUCUGAGACUGCCAGCCCGCCCAGUAAACGCAAGGUGGCCACCAAGAUCCAGGGCAAUGCCAAGAAGGCUCUGUUAAAAUGGGUUCAGUAUGCAGUAGGCAAGCAGAUGGGAAUAGAGGUGAAGGACUUUGGGCGCAGUUGGAGAAGCGGGGUUGCCUUCCAUUCAGUUAUCCAUGCCAUCCGCCCUGAGCUGGUGGACUUGGAGAAGGUGAAAAGCAGGACCAACAGAGAAAAUCUGGAAGACGCAUUCACUAUUGCUGAAGUGCAGCUGGGCAUCCCAAGGCUGUUGGACCCUGAAGAUGUUGAUGUGGACAAGCCAGAUGAAAAAUCUAUUAUGACCUAUGUAGCCCAGUUUCUGAAGCACUAUCCCGACAUCCACAGUGCAGGCGCUGAUGGACAAGAGAACGAGAGAGAAGACAAGCUAAUUUUGAAGGAAACAAAAGUUUGGAUAGAACAAUUUGAGAGAGAUUUGACAAGGGCGCAGACGGCAGACUCCAGUCCGCAGGACAAAUAUCAGUCAUUUAAGCACUUCAGAGUUCAAUAUGAAAUCAAAAGGAAACAGAUUGAACAUUUAAUACAGCCGUUUCACAGAGAUGGGAAAUUGUCACUUGACCAAGCCUUGGUAAAACAAGCCUGGGAUAGAGUGACCUCCCGGCUGUUUGAUUGGCAUAUACAGCUUGAUAAAUCUCUUCCUGCACCUUUGGGCACUAUAGGUGCCUGGCUGUACAGGGCAGAGGUGGCCCUACGAGAGGAGAUCACCAUUCAGCAGGUUCAUGAGGAAACAGCAAACACAAUACAGAGGAAACUCGAACAGCAUAAGGAUCUGCUUCAAAACACAGAUGCCCACAAACGAGCAUUUCAUGAAAUCUACCGGACCAGGUCUGUCAACGGGAUCCCAGUACCCCCUGAUCAAUUAGAAGACAUGGCCGAGAGGUUUCACUUUGUAUCCUCCACUUCCGAGCUCCACUUAAUGAAAAUGGAGUUUCUCGAGCUGAAGUACCGUCUGCUCUCCCUGCUGGUUCUAGCCGAGUCGAAACUGAAGUCUUGGAUCAUCAAGUAUGGGCGGCGAGAGUCGGUGGAGCUUCUGCUGCAAAACUACAUUUCUUUCAUAGAAAACAGCAAGUUCUUUGAACAAUACGAAGUGACAUACCAGAUCUUGAAGGAGACAGCUGAGAUGUACAUCAAAGCAGAUGGUUCAGUGGAGGAAGCUGAGAACGUGAUGAAAUUCAUGAAUGAGACCACUGCCCAGUGGAGGAACCUCUCGGUGGAGGUGCGGAGCGUCAGGAGCAUGCUGGAGGAGGUGAUCUCCAACUGGGAUCGCUAUGGCGACACGGUGGCCAGUCUGCAAGCCUGGCUGGAGGACGCAGAGAAAAUGCUAAGUGAAUCAGAAAAUGCCAAAAAGGACUUUUUUCGAAACCUGCCUCACUGGAUUCAGCAGCACACGGCCAUGAACGAGGCCGGCAAUUUUCUAAUUGAAACUUGUGAUGAGAUGGUUUCCCGUGAUCUGAAACAGCAAUUGCUACUGCUAAAUGGGCGGUGGAGGGAUUUGUUUAUGGAAGUCAAACAAUAUGCUCGAGCGGAUGAGAUGGACAGAAUGAAGAAGGAGUACACAGACUGCAUUUCCACUCUCUCUGGCUUUGCAGCGGAAGCCCAGAGGAAACUUUCCGAGCCCUUAGAAGUUUCUUUGAUUAAUGUCAAGUUAUUGAUUCAAGACUUGGAGGAUAUUGAGCAAAGGGUGCCUGUGAUAGACGCUCAGUACAAGAUGAUUACCAAGACAGCACAUCUCAUUGCCAAAGAAUGUCCCCAAGAAGAAGCUAAAGAAAUGUUUGGAACCAUGUCCAGACUCAAAGAGCAGCUAGCCAAGGUCAAAGAAUGUUACUCCCCACUCUUGUAUGAGGCCCAGCAGCUGUCGAUCCCACUGGAGGAGUUGGAAAAGCAGAUCACGUCCUUCUAUGACGCGCUUGGGAAAGUCAACGAGAGUCUUGCGGUGCUGCAGCAGGAGGCGCAAUCCAGUCCUCUCUUUAAACAGAAACAUCAGGAACUGUUAGCCUGUCAAGAAAGCUGUAAGAAAACCCUGGCACACAUUGAGAAGGGCAGUCAAAGCGUUCAAAAGUUUGUGAGCUUGAGCAAUGUGUUAAAGCAUUUUGAUCAGAGGAAGCUGCAGAGACAGGUUGCGGAUGUUCACCACGCAUUUCAGAAUAUGAUAAAGAAAACUGGAGAUUGGAAGAAGCAUAUGGAAACCAACAGUCGCCUGAUGAAGAAAUUCGAGGAGUCUCGUGCAGAGCUGGAGAAGGUCCUGAGGGUCGCACAGGAGGGCCUGGAGGAGAAAGGGGAUCCCGAGGAGCUCCUGCGGAGACACACAGGCUUCUUCAGCCAGCUGGACCAGAGGGUGCUCAACGCUUUCCUGAAAGCGUGCGAUGAGCUCACGGACAUCCUUCCGGAGCAGGAGCAGCAGGGACUGCAGGAGGCCGUCAGGCAGCUCCAUAAACAGUGGAAGGACCUUCAGGGGGAAGCCCCCUAUCACCUGCUCCAUCUGAAGAUCGCUGUGGAGAAGAAGAAAUUUUCAGCUGCCGUGGAAGAGUGCAGAACGGAGCUGGACCGGGAGAUGAAGAUGGCGCCUCAGGAAGGCAGUGAGAAGAUCAUUAAAGAUCACAGGGUUUUCUUCAGUGACAAGGGUCCCCAUCAUGUCUGUGAGAAGAGGCUGCAGCUUAUCGAGGAACUGUGUGUAAAACUCCCAGUCCGGGACCCAGUCAGGGACACGCCUGGAGUUUGUCAUGCGGCUCUCAAAGAGCUCAAGGCUGCAGUUGACAGCACUUACUUGAAGCUCGUGGAAGACCCGGACAAGUGGGAAGACUAUGCCAGCAGGUCUGCUGAGUUCGCAUCGUGGAUCGCUGCCAAGCAGCAGCAGGUGAGCAGAAUCAAGGAUGAGGCCCUGGGCGCGGCCAACCACGGCGAGGUUAAGCGUGCCGUGGAGGAAAUCAGAAACGAUGUUACCAAAAAAGGCGAGACGCUCAGCUGGCUGAAAUCCAGGCUUCAAAUUUUGAUUGAGGUUUCUUCUGAGAAGGAUUCCCAAAAUCGAGGAGAUGAGCUGGCAGACUUAUCCAGCUCAUUCAAGGCUCUGGUGACGUCACUGGCAGAGGUUGAGAAGGUAUUAAGGAACUUUGGAGAGUGCGUUGAGUACAAAGAAAUGGUGAAAAGUUCUCUUGAGGAGUUAAUGUCUGACUCCCAGGAAGCCCAGGAACAGGCGGAGAAGAUCCUAGACACGGAAAGUCUCCUCGAGGCCCAGCAGUUAUUACUGCGUCACCAGCAAAAGACAAAGCUGAUCUCAGCGAAGAGGAGGGAACUGCAGCAGCAGAGGGCGCAGGCGCAGCAGGGAGCUGGUGGCCCGCCUGGCCCCGGGCAGGAGGAGCUGCGCUCGCUGGAGGACAGCCUUGCGGGCCUGGAGCAGAGCAGGGAGAGGCAGGAGCGCCGCAUUCAGGUCAACUUAAGGAAAUGGGAGCGAUUUGAGAGCAACAAAGAGACAGUGGUCAGAUACCUUUUCCAAACAGGUUCCAGCCAUGAACGCUUCCUGAGUUUUAGCAGCUUGGAAAGCUUAUCUUCAGAACUGGAACAGACCAAGGAAUUUUCUAAGCGGACGGAAGGGAUUGCAACCCAGGCUGAGAACCUCGUAAAGGAAGCGUCUGAGAUCCCUCUGGGACCCAAGAAUCGGCAGCUUCUCCGCCAGCAGGCCACUUCCAUCAAAGACCAAGUGAAAACACUCCAGGAUGCCCUUGCAGAAGAUAUUAAAACCAUGGAAAUGGUGAAAACCAAGUGGGAUCACUUUGGCAGUAAUUUUGAGACCCUGUCCAUCUGGAUAACUGAGAAAGAAAAUGAACUCAAUGCCUUGGAAACUUCAUCAUCUGCCAUGGAAAUACAGCUCAGCCAAAUUAAGGUGACCUGCUCACACGUUACGUUAUCAUGUGUCUAGCCUCUAAGCACCCCUUUCUUAUAUGUAGAUCCCCAAAAGCUAUUUGACCCUAGGACACAUCCCUACUUGCUCUAUGGCUCUUUAGAGAUUAAAUUCACACAGAAUGUUGAGCUAAGUGGUCUUGACGGAUACUGGGUAACACUGUAUAGAUGAAAUUGCUUAUGAAAACUGUUUGACUUCUGCAUCCAAAGUCAAUACUGUGUGCAAUGUCAUUAAAAUACUUUUAUGGUUGCGA